Selaginella moellendorffii is the source of this 591-nucleotide messenger RNA. RefSeq lists its product as uncharacterized. The coding region runs from base 1 to 591 and encodes 196 amino acids. The record is from RefSeq and is a predicted model, not a curated record. NCBI's taxonomy places the organism in Eukaryota, Viridiplantae, Streptophyta, Lycopodiopsida, Selaginellales, Selaginellaceae. The transcript has a single exon. Gene Ontology annotation, molecular function: protein-lysine N-methyltransferase activity.
AUGGCGGCAGCAAAUCGAUCCGCACCCUCGAGCUCGCGAUCCAUGCUCGCAGAUCGAUUCCAGGAGCGCCACGAUCUGGAGCAGUACUUCUGGACCGAGGCCACGGUCAAGCGGUUGACGCAGGCGCUCGAGGGGAUCAAAGAGGGCGAGAUCUGCUGCCUCACGACUCCUUCGCUCGCGCACGCUUUCUACUUCCAGCACCAGCGGACCGAGCUGCUGCUCGACGUGGACACUCGCUUCCGCUACCUCCCAGGAUUCCGCUACUUCGACUUGCGGAUGCCGGCCUCCUUGGGGUCCGAGCGAGAUCAUCCGAUGAGCGUAAUCGUGUUUGACCCUCCAUUCUUCUACAUUCCUUUGGAGGUGCUGUUUGAGGCGGUGACGAGCAUCACCAAGAACAGAGCGAAUUGCAAGCUGGUGCUGGGAUUCCUCAGGCGGGAAGAAGCGGCUUUGCUGCGUGUGUUUAAGUCGUUUGAGCUCAAGCCCACCAAGUUUGUGCUCGAGUAUGCCACGGUCAAACCCAACAAGUGGAGAAACUACACGCUCUACUCUAACGUUGACCUUCCAUGCAUCAAGAGAAUCACAAAACCUUGA